Messenger RNA from Aspergillus tanneri, 1239 nucleotides. Its product is annotated as threonine aldolase GLY1. Lineage: Eukaryota; Fungi; Ascomycota; Eurotiomycetes; Eurotiales; Aspergillaceae. Gene Ontology annotation, cellular component: cytosol. Bases 1 to 1239 code for a protein of 412 amino acids. The transcript is spliced from 3 exons. The record is from RefSeq and is a predicted model, not a curated record. Gene Ontology annotation, molecular function: L-allo-threonine aldolase activity. Gene Ontology annotation, biological process: glycine biosynthetic process; L-threonine catabolic process.
AUGACCAAACCGACUCCCUCGAUGCUGGAAGCAAUCUGCCAAACAACCCUCCUUGACGAUGUCUUCAACGAGGAUCCCGUAACAAAUGAUCUACAGGCCUAUUUGGCGAAGCGUACUAGCCAUGAGGAUGCUCUGUUGGUCAUGUCUGGAACAAUGGGUAACCAGGUUGCCAUCCGAUCCCAUCUGACGCAGCCCCCUUACUCGGUUAUAUGCGAUCAACGAUCUCAUGUUAUUAACUACGAGGCCGGAGGGGCCAGUUCGUUAACCGGCGCGAUGGUUCAACCAGUGAUCCCCAAAAACGGAUCUUAUCUUACCCUCGAAGAAAUUCAAAAAUAUGCUGUGCUUGACGAUGAUAUCCACCAUUGCCCUACGAAACUCAUCUGUCUGGAGAAUACCCUGGAUGGGAGGGUUAUGCCUCUGACAGAGGCGCGUCGGAUUACGGAAUGGGCCCAUGCAACAAAUAUCAAGGUACAUCUGGACGGUGCUAGGCUAUGGGAAGCGGUGGUGUCGGGGGCUGGUAGCUUAACUGAAUAUGCUAGUCUCUUUGACAGCGUUAGCUUGUGUUUCUCCAAAGGCCUCGGCGCCCCUAUUGGGAGCAUUCUUGUCGGUUCCAAGGAGUUCAUCAGGAAAGCUCGAUGGUUCCGCAAGUCAAUUGGCGGAGGUGUCCGACAAACUGGGGUGAUCGCUGCAGCCGCCCGAGUAGCUGUUGAAGAAACGUUUGGAUCAGAUCCCUACGGAAAUGGAGGGAAACUCCAGGAAUCCCAUGUCAAAGCCAAACGAGUAGCUGAAAUGUGGACCAGCCGCGGGGGGAAGCUAUCGCACCCUGUAGAGACAAACAUGGUGUGGUUGGAUCUGGAGUCAUCUGGUCUGGGGCCCAAUGAUUUAGCGGAUAUUGGACAAGAAAAGGGGCUGAAAUUGCUAGGAGGACGCGUUGUUAUCCACUACCAGGUGUCGGAGGAGGCGAUUGCACGGUUGGGACAGGCUUUUGAUGUAGCAAUGAGUGGGAAGUUCCAGCGUAGUACCAACGAAACCUCGCUCCCGUUUCUCGGUCGACGACUCCUAUCCAGACAGCCUCUUGUGCCGUCCCCGUUGCCAGCUUCCCCUGUCAAGCAGGUCUCAUUGCAGCAAUCUUACCCCUUGAUUGUGCAGUGGAUGGUUGAGGGGGAGUUUGCCAACUGUGUGAGUGAAAGUCCCUUGCAGUUUGAUGUUGAUCGAUACUUUUACCUCGACCAAGUCUAA